AGAUCCGACGGUCAGACAAGCGUAAUAAAACCCCUCGCGCCGGUUCCCAGGCACACUCCACGCGAGAGAACCCUAGUCCUAGUUCCUCUUUGUCUCGCCCUCUCUCCGCCAAUCUGCGACCAUGCCGUUCAAGCGAUACGUGGAGAUCGGGAGGGUUGCCCUCGUGAAUUAUGGGAAGGAUUACGGCAGACUCGUGGUCAUCGUCGACGUUGUUGACCAGAACCGAUUGUCAUUUGAAAAUUUUUAUCAGGCUCUGGUUGAUGCCCCUGACGUUGUUCGAGGACAAAUGAAUUUUAAGAGGCUUUCCUUGACUGAUAUUAAGAUUGACAUUCCUAGACUUCCUAAGAAGAAGACCUUGAUUGCUGCCAUGGAAGCUGCAGAUGUGAAGAAUAAGUGGGAAAAUAGUUCAUGGGGAAGGAAAUUGAUUGUUCAGAAGAGGAGAGCUGCCUUGAAUGACUUUGACAGGUUCAAGGUCAUGUUGGCAAGGAUCAAGAGGGGUGGUGCCAUCCAGCAAGAGCUUGCAAAACUGAAGAAGCAGAACGCAUCCUGAGGUGCAAGGGGGAUAGGUUUUGUGGAUUUUGUUGGAUAUUGCUUGUGACGCUUCAGCUAUUGCAACUUUACUUUUGAUUAUUGUUCCAAAGCCAAAACUUGGGGGAUCUUUUAGAAGGGACGCUGUCAGAGAUUUUGUCUAGAUAUUUGCAUUUUUAGGAGAAUUUUUUUACCAAUUGUGUUCUUUCACCAUGGAUUGUCUACAGGUAACUAAUUAUUUUGUUUGCAAUAUUAUGCUUUUCCCUGUUUCUGGACCUUCAGUCUGGAUUGAGAGUAUUGUGAGGACCAAA
Elaeis guineensis (African oil palm) is the source of this 839-nucleotide messenger RNA. RefSeq names its product large ribosomal subunit protein eL14z. Gene Ontology annotation, cellular component: cytosolic large ribosomal subunit; ribosome. Gene Ontology annotation, molecular function: structural constituent of ribosome; RNA binding. Lineage: Eukaryota; Viridiplantae; Streptophyta; Magnoliopsida; Arecales; Arecaceae. Gene Ontology annotation, biological process: translation; ribosomal large subunit biogenesis. The record is from RefSeq and is a predicted model, not a curated record.